AUGCUCAGCCAAUUCCCUCCCGAACUCCUGGCCAUGGUGCUCAACUAUCUGACUCGAACUGACCUCAAACGUCUCGGUGAAGUCUCCAGGGACAUUUAUAGCUUGACGACUCCUUAUCUGUAUCAAUCCCUUGUCAUAUCGGCAGCCCGAUCAUCCCCCCAGAACAUCAACGGUGCCAUUACCCAGUUGAAUCCCGCGCACUUGGUUCAUACCAGAGACCUCCGCCUGUAUGGGCCGUAUCACGGGAUGCGAGCUGAUAAGACCUGUUCUUUCCAUGAUUCCUCAUUCUUUGGGAAUGAGCACCCUGGACUUCAAGUAGGAAUAUUAUCGAUUCUUCUGAUGCACUACCCUAACCCGCAUAGCUGGGACCUAGGAACAUGUCUCCCCGACGAACUCGUCCACCGAAUUAACGCCAUCUUCCAACACCAGCCCCAGAUCACCUCCAUCUCCCUCAUCACCGACAGCGACUGCAAGAUGAACGCAUCCGCAUCCAGCCAUCUAAAUCUCACUCCCCUCUCCAUUCUCCACUCUCUAUCCUGGAAAGGCCUCAAACGAUACCAAGACUUCGAAUCCAUUCGAGAAUUCAUCACCACUCACGGCCCCCAGCUAAAAACCCUCCACCUCGACCUCAUCGGCUGGGACAGCACCCGACUAUCCUGGACGCAAGGCUUUCUACAACACUCCCCCCCAGAUCCAACCACAAUCUUACCCGAGAACUUCUUCACCCAACACGUCCUCAACCUUCACCCCGGAAAUCCCCUCCCAUCCCUCCACCACCUCUCCCUCACCCAAACCUCCUUCCUCCCCCUCCCCACAUCCCUCGAACUCCCCACCACCCUCAACAUCGCCAACCUCCACUCCCUCCACCUAACCAACUGCCCGGGCACAUUCCCCUUCCUGCGCCAAAUCACUCACUCCAACAUCCCCCUCCACCUCAAACAUCUCGAAAUCACAUUCAACCCCGAACAACUCAACCAACUCAACGACGAAACUCAAGAUAACCUCCCCGACACCAUCCACUCCUUCCUCGGUUCUUUCUCCGGGCUCACAGACCUAUACCUAAUGCUCCCAUCGAUCGCCUGGGAAUCUCCUGCGACCUGGGAAGGUAUCGCGCACCACAACACCACCCUCAAACAUCUUAUCACGCACCGUCUCCAGAGAACGGAGUAUGGCGGUUUCGAAGACGGGGAUUUGUUCAUGUCCAUAUAUGAUCAGCUCAGGGUGUCUCAUCUCCCGGGGUUGGAGUUCUUCGGGGUGUCGGUUGCGUUG
This is a messenger RNA of Aspergillus ibericus CBS 121593, 1269 nucleotides long. Its product is annotated as F-box protein. NCBI's taxonomy places the organism in Eukaryota, Fungi, Ascomycota, Eurotiomycetes, Eurotiales, Aspergillaceae. Gene Ontology annotation, molecular function: protein binding. The annotation marks the transcript as partial. The record is from RefSeq and is a predicted model, not a curated record. The transcript has 3 exons.